CUAAAUCAUCAGGUUGGUUUUCUCUCCUAUUAAUUGUUCGAGUGAUUAGAUAUAUUCCCUAAGUUUCAUCGAAAGAGGAUGGCCACUUGUUAUAUUUUGAGGUACUCUCACAACAUUAUUUGGAUAUGUAUUGUCUGUAGGCCUAAUGAUGUUGCUUCUACUUGCGGUUGUGGGGUUAGUAAGCUAUUAUAUCUACAAGUCGAUAAAACCGCCACCACCGAUUCCAUUGCCGGAAAACGUUUCCAAGAUAUCUCCAAGAAUCAAACUUAGUGAUGGCAGACAUAUAGCAUACAAAGAAUUAGGGUUUCCAAAGGAUGAAGCCGAAAACAAAAUAAUAGUCGUCCAUGGAUAUUCAAAUUCCAAAAACGUCGAUUUAUACACCACACAGGAAAUGAUUGAUGAAUUCAAGAUAUACUUUUUAUUCUUCGAUAGAGCUGGUUAUGGAGAAAGCGAUCCUAAUCCAUCAAGAACGCUAAAAACAGAUACAUAUGAUAUCGAAGAACUUGCUGACAAAUUGCAACUUGGUCCAAAGUUCCAUGUUUUGGGCAUGUCACUUGGAGCUUACCCAGUUUACGGCUGUCUCAAAUACAUUCCUCAUAGACUAAAUGGAGCUUCCUUGGCGGUUCCAUUAAUAAAUUUUUGGUGGAGACGUAUUCCUCAAAGCUUGUUGAAUGCAGCAAUCAAGAAAUUACCAUUUGAGUUUCAAAUGACACUUCGAGUCGCACACUACUGUCCAUGGUUGUUAUAUUGGUGGAUGACUCAGAAAUGGUUUCCAAGUAACCGGGAUCCCAAGAAAACUUUGACUGAACGCGACAUAGAACUUUCGGAAACACAUUCAAAACAAUCAUACAAGGACGCUGCUUUACGACAAGGUGAACAUGUGAGCAGCCAACGAGACAUCAUUGCGGGUUAUGGAAAUUGGGAGUUUGAUCCAACUGAACUAAGCAACCCGUUCUCGGAUACUAACAAAGGAUCAGUCCAUAUGUGGUGUGCGCUCGAGGACAAACAAAUAUUGCGAGAUGUUCUAGUCUAUAUAUGUGAUAAGUUGCCAUGGAUAAAGUUCCAUGAGGUCCCUCAUGCUGGACACUGGUUUAUUUAUGAGAAGAAGAAUUUCGAAGCCAUCAUCAAAGCUGCUUGUACUGAAUGAGAAAUGGAGAAUGAAGAAAGAAACUCUAUCAAAUUUAUAUGGUAUGAUUAAGUUUGAGAAAAAUAUGUGUGUGUUCAAAAACAAAAAUUAUGUGUAUAUAAGUUUAAGAAAAAUAUUAUGUAUGUGUCAAUAUUUGUAUAUAAAUCUGGUAUUUAAGGUCA
Raphanus sativus (radish) is the source of this 1308-nucleotide messenger RNA. RefSeq lists its product as uncharacterized. NCBI's taxonomy places the organism in Eukaryota, Viridiplantae, Streptophyta, Magnoliopsida, Brassicales, Brassicaceae. Bases 146 to 1147 code for a protein of 333 amino acids. The record is from RefSeq and is a predicted model, not a curated record. The transcript is spliced from 4 exons.